This is a messenger RNA of Lactuca saligna, 2940 nucleotides long. Lineage: Eukaryota; Viridiplantae; Streptophyta; Magnoliopsida; Asterales; Asteraceae. The record is from the annotation of a GenBank genome assembly.
GAAAAAGAUGAAACCUAUCUAUUUGGAUUCAGAUUUUAUAAAGUUUGUAACGGCUACAUUUCAAUUUUCAAUCUUGAACAGAAUCACACCACCCUUUUCUUUUGCCGUCAACCUUCCGUCAAUAGCCAUUAGCCAUCCCAUCUCUUUCUCUACGAGGCAAUCAUCUUCUUCUUCCCCUCUCUGUUUUCUUUCUCAAUAAAAUCUUGAGUUUGUGGACACUCAUCUCCAAUGGCUCCCACGCCUUCUUCUAAAUCAAACCAAACCCACAUAAGAACUCCCCAGUCGAAACAUCGACUCAAUUUUAACCCCACAAAACCCUCAUCAAACCCUACUUCUGGCGUUAAAGAAGCUCAUCAACAUGUGGAUCACCCCGUUGAAGUUAUCGGCCGGAUCAGAGACUAUCCUGAUCGGAAAGAUAAACCUAUUUCGAUUCUGAAGGUUAACUCUGACGGCCAUUCUGUUAGGGUAAGAACUGAAGUCGGAUAUCGUGAUUUCACACUUGAUGGCGCUUCGUUAAGUGAAGAUCAGAAUCUUGAAGGGUUUUAUAAGAAGUUUGUUCAACCCAGAAUUAAUGGUGUGAAAUUAGGAGACAAAUGUACCAUCAUGAUGUACGGGCCCACCGGUUCAGGAAAGAGUCACACUAUGUUUGGGUGCGCUAAACAACAGGGGAUUGUGUACAAGUCUUUGAGGGAUAUUUUGGGAGAUGAGCAGAUUGAUGAACAGAAGGUGGGAGUUUGUACAUUUGUUCAAGUUAGCGUUCUGGAGAUUUACAAUGAGGAGAUUUAUGAUCUCUUGUCUACCAAUAAUAACGGUGGAUUCAGCAUUGGCUGGUCCAAAGGAAAUGCUUCCAAGGUAAAACUGGAAGUUAUGGGGAAGAAGGCAAAGAAUGCGACUUUCAUCUCUGGGACUGAAGCAGGAAAGAUAUCGAAAGAGAUCCAAAAGGUUGAGAAACGUAGAAUUAUUAAAAGCACAUUUUGCAAUGAAAGAAGCUCCAGGAGUCACUGCAUGAUAAUUCUUGAUGUCCCAACUGUGGGGGGGAGGCUGAUGCUUGUUGACAUGGCUGGGUCCGAAAAUAUAGAACAAGCUGGUCAAACUGGAUUUGAAGCCAAAAUGCAGACAGCAAAGAUUAAUCAGGGUAAUACAGCAUUGAAGAGAGUGGUAGAGUCUAUUGCCAAUGGUGAUUCUCAUGUACCUUUCAGAGAUAGCAAGCUAACCAUGCUUUUGCAGGACUCCUUUGAAGAUGACAAGUCCAAGAUUCUUAUGAUAUUAUGUGCUAGUCCAGAUCCCAAGGAAAUCCACAAGACUAUAUCAACAUUGGAAUAUGGUGCAAAAGCCAAAUGCAUUGUUCGGGGGGGGCUUCAUACACCAAUCAAGACAGAAGAUUCUUCAACGGUUGUGAUUGCAGCCAUGGAUCAGUUUAUUCACAAGCUGCAAAUGGAGAAUAAGGCUCAAGAGAAGGAAAAGAUUGAAGCUCACAAACAGCUCAUGAAAAAAGAAGAAGAGAUUGCAGCUCUGAGGGCUAAACUUUCAGAGGCAGAAGAGAAGAAGGCUGAGGAGGAGGUUAUAAAGGAGCGAACACACAUGUUGAGGAGUGAGUUGGAGAAGAAGAUAGAAGAAUGUCAAAAAAUGGCUGACAGGGUUGUUGAAAUGGAGAGGAGGAAGAUGGAAGAGAAGAUAUUUCAACAACAGGAAGAGCUUGAGAUGCUGAGACAUCGCUUGGAGGAGAUCGAGUCUGAGUUGACUCGUUCCAGAGACAAUAAAAAAGAUGAUAAGAAUAUGAACUUUUCAUCGUCCACAGAAAUACAAGGAAGCAGUUUUACAAAAAGGCUGCUGGACAUGCAUGCCGAUGAGGAUCCAGGGAUGGAGAAAUCCAUGGAUUUGGAUAAAUCAUUUGAUAUGGAGCAUGUCCAUGUCCAUAAAACUACUAAUACCUCUAGCAUACAAGCCAUCUUUAUGGAGAAUACUAAUAAUGAAGAAUAUGUUUAUGUCGAGGACUCAACAAUAAAACCAUUUUUGAGCACUGUUUUUGAGGAGGAUGAAGAAGAGAGAGAGGAAGAGGAAGUGCAGAAAGAAGUUAUUGAGGAAAAGAUUCGGGCUUUCAAUUUUGAUAUUGAUUCUGAGUCUGGUGGUGAAGAUACAACCUCAUCUAGGCAUUUACGUAUCCAAAAUAUAUUUCCACUUUGUGGGAACUACACAGAGAUUUCUCCAUUUUCUACCACCAACAAGAGAGGUCUCUUUGAUUCAAAGGAGAACUGCAGCCCUGUGAGUUUAAAGGAUACGGGUGAUGUGGUGGAAGUGGUUGUGAAGUGGGAGGAGGAUGACAAAGUAAUUACAACUUUAAGACUUGUAAAAGAUGCAACCGUUGCUGACUUAAGGAAGCUGAUUCAAUUCUAUAUUGCUGCCGAUAAUCAAGCUUUCUCCUUUCUUGCACUUGAGGAUCCAGUGGAAAAGGAGGAGGAAACUUGGGCGCUGGCAAACAAACUUCCAACAUGCAAUAAUGGGGAACAUUUAGCUUGCCUAAGACCAUCGAAGAAACUGAAUUCAAAUCAUAUCUCAUUGGAAAACAACCUUCCGUUCAGUUCCCUGGAAAACAAGCUCCCAUUCAGUUCCCUUUCUUCCGAUUCUUUCUCACCUCAAUUACCCGCAUCGCCACAGUUCUAAAUGCUAUUUUCUAGUUUGAUUAAUCAUCAUUCUUGUAAUUUAUGUGAGUGUGAAAAUUUUCUUGCUAGUCAUGUUAAUAGCCGUUGCGAGUAUAUAAAUCUGUGUACUCUCUUGUUCAGGGAAAAUAGUGGCAUAUUUUUUGUUCAAACUGUUAGUGGGUCUCGAUUUACUAAUCAUUAUUUAUCUUUAUUGUGUAUAGCCGUGUAUAUUAUUCUGGCCCAUUAUGUGUGGCCCCUUUAUUGUAUUUUCUGUAUAUAUAUUUUAUCAAUGAAUGAGAAG